Molecule: messenger RNA, 1372 nt
Organism: Artibeus jamaicensis (Jamaican fruit-eating bat)
Lineage: Eukaryota; Metazoa; Chordata; Mammalia; Chiroptera; Phyllostomidae
Gene: THAP2
Product: THAP domain containing 2
Exons: 3
Coding region: 629-1282 (217 amino acids)
Cellular component (GO): nucleus
Source: RefSeq, a predicted model, not a curated record
AAAUGGACUGUGGAAGUGGCUCUUCCAUUGACGUCACUUCCUGCUAUACGCAGGAAACCAGACACUCAGCUACCGCGAUAAUUAUUAGGACAACGUGAUGCUCAGUGGGACUUGUAGUUUUUCUUUCCUCUCUUCGAGUUUGUCCUUCAAAUCUACAGCUCACGCCCACCUCAGACUCGGGAUUGGAAUACCUGGGUGCGUGGUGGGGUGGGCGUGCAUUUUCUUAAUCUCCACCUCGAGAGAGUAUUAUAGUAAUGGGGGGGGGGGGGGAGUGGGUAAUACCUGUUUUUCUUAAUUACUCCUAGGACGGCUGCUAAAGAGACACAGUAGUUCCAUUCCAUUUUGGGGGCCAGUAAGGGGUCGGGUUAGCCCGCCAUGUUGGUGAAGGCAAAGGAAGGCUAGUGGAGCACUGACGGAUCUGCUGGUUUAGGUCCGCCAUAUUAAUAAAGAGAGAGGGAAGGUUGACCCCUGUCCUCCGACAGACACACACACCCCUUCUUUCCACCCCGCGUCCUCGGCUCAGCUCGGUGGGCCUUUCCCUUGCCACCCUUGCCCAGUCUGCCCGCAGGAAGUGUAGCAGCGCCUCAAACACGGGCUUACGGCACCGCCGAAUGUGGGGGAAAGUGAAAUGCCGACCAAUUGCGCCGCGGCGGGCUGUGCUACUACCUACAACAAGCACAUUAACAUCAGCUUCCACAGGUUUCCUUUGGAUCCUAAAAGAAGAAAAGAAUGGGUUCGCCUAACCAGGCGCAAAAAUUUUGUGCCAGGAAAACACACUUUUCUUUGUUCAAAGCACUUUGAAGCCUCCUGUUUUGACCUAACGGGGCAAACUCGACGACUUAAAAUGGAUGCUGUUCCAACCAUUUUUGAUUUUUGUACCCAUAUAAAGUCUGUGAAACUGAAGUCACGGAAUCUUUUGAAGAAAAACAACAGCUGUAUUCCAAACGGACCAUCUAAUUUAAAAUCAAACAUUAAUAGUCAACAAGUGCUACUAGAACACAGUUAUGCCUUUAGGAAUCCUAUGGAGGCAAAAAAGAGGAUAAUUAAACUGGAAAAGGAAAUAGCAAAUUUAAGAAGGAAAAUGAAAACUUGCCUACAAAAAGAACGCAGAGCAACUCGAAGAUGGAUCAAAGCCACAUGCUUGGUGAAGAGUCUAGAAGCAAAUAACAUAUUACCUAAGGGCACAUCCGAACACAUUUUGCCAACUGCCUUAAGCAGUCUUCCUUUGGAGGAUUUCAAGAUUCUUGAACAAGAACAAGAUAAAACGUUAACAAUUCUCUAAAUCUAAAAUAGAUCAGGAGUACUUUUAGUGAAGAUUAGCCUGCAUAGAUCUUGAAGCCCAUCCUUUAUUCUAUUCUAAGGUAAAGAUAUU